AUGGAUGAGCUAGAGCAAACAGAAAUAAGAGAAAACGUGAACCAGCUCAAGGGGCAAAUGACCAAGAUCUUGAAGAUUUUACAAGCACUUGGAAAUAGAAAUGAUGGGAAUCCUUUGGUAGACGAGGGGGUGCCCCAAAACACUCUUGUUCAUCCAACGAGCGUCGCUCCACACCUUCACACCAAUUAUCAAGAAGGGAAGGCACAACAAUUUCCACUUUAUGGUCUUCCUCCAGGUUAUACCCCACUCAUAGAUACUCAUCUCCCCAACAACAAUACACUGGUCGUGACCACAAAUCCACAACAUGGUACUGGCGAGUUCCCUCAAGUGCAACUUUCACCCUUUACUUCGGGCUUUCCUAGCUCUUCAUCGCAAAAAAAAUCUACCGAAGCUAUGCCGAUGAUGUUAAACAUUCACCAUGAAUCUCGACCGCUCGAGAGCAAUCAAUCCCAAGAAAAAUGGCAAGCCUUGGAAGAACGCCUGAGAGUUGUCGAAGGGGGAAACAAUUAUGGAUUUGAUGCUUCAGACCUAUGCCUCGUUUCUGAUGUUAUAAUACCUCGGAAAUUCAAAUUUCCUGAAUUCGACAAAUACAAGGGAACUACAUGCCCCAAGAACCGUCUUAUUAUGUUUUGUCGAAAAAUGGGUUUUUGCGCCCAUGACGAAAAACUGCUAAUCCACUUCUUUCAAGACAGUUUGACAGGAGCUUCCCUGAGUUGA
Molecule: messenger RNA, 717 nt
Organism: Cicer arietinum (chickpea)
Lineage: Eukaryota; Viridiplantae; Streptophyta; Magnoliopsida; Fabales; Fabaceae
Source: RefSeq, a predicted model, not a curated record